This is a messenger RNA of Choloepus didactylus (southern two-toed sloth), 969 nucleotides long. RefSeq names its product myomixer, myoblast fusion factor (gene MYMX). Lineage: Eukaryota; Metazoa; Chordata; Mammalia; Pilosa; Megalonychidae. The coding region runs from base 225 to 479 and encodes 84 amino acids. Gene Ontology annotation, biological process: skeletal muscle organ development; myoblast fusion. The transcript is spliced from 2 exons. Gene Ontology annotation, cellular component: endoplasmic reticulum membrane; plasma membrane; Golgi membrane. The record is from RefSeq and is a predicted model, not a curated record.
GCCCACAGCUGUCUCUUCUCCAUCACUUUCCCCAACCCAGGCAUGCUGUCACGGGUGGGGCUGAGCUGGGCAGGGCAGCCCUGCAUUGUAUUCAGUGAAGCUGUUGGCUCCAGCAAGCAAAUUCAGCCAGAGAUUGAUGCUGAGAAGCAGUUCUGACUGGUGAAGAGGGAGCAAGAAAGGUGCAAGCCUAGAGCCCAGGUUGCCUUCCAGCCACUCACCAGGUCAUGCCUGCCCCACUGCUCCCACUGCUGCUGCGAUCCCUGCUCUCCCGACUGCUGCUGCCCGCCGCCCGCCUGGCCCGCCAGCACCUGCUGUCCCUGCUGCGCCGACUCGCCCGCCGCCUGGCCGCCCAGGACAUGAGAGAGGCUUUGCUGGGCUGCCUGCUAUUCGUCCUCAGCCAGCGACACCCGCCGGAUGCAGGGGAGCCCUCCCGAGUGGCCCACCCAGAGAAGAGGGAAAGGCUAGCCCCCUCAAAGUGAGGCCAUGAGUCCUGGAAGCUGCUGUGUCCAAUAAAAUGCUCUCUUUUGGAGUAGGACAUCUUGGCCCUGUCACUGACCACAGCCUGUCCCAGUGGGCAGGAGACAUGAUCAGAGGCUGAGUGUGGGGAGCCUGACCAGGCUAUGGGUCCCCACCCCCUCCUUUCCUCUCCCAACAAUGUCUUCUGGAAGGAUGCCCUGUGUCUAGCGGAAAACUGAUCAUCAGCUACUGCUCUGCAGUUCCUCCUGAGACCUAAUCACAUCUGGCCUCAGUGGAGAGGGGAACUGUCUCCCCAGCCAAAUGGGGACAUCCAGGUCCCAUGAGGGACAAACCUUAACCCAGGAACAACUGGGAAUUAAGCUGAGAGGCAAGAUUUCAGUCCAGACUUUUGUCUUCAGCCUUAAGAUAAUAAAACCUUGAUUCCCUAGGGAGGCAGACCUACACCCCCACCCCCCACAGCCCAGCAUAUAGUAGGUGUUAAAUAAAUGUUUG